Molecule: messenger RNA, 2643 nt
Organism: Orussus abietinus
Lineage: Eukaryota; Metazoa; Arthropoda; Insecta; Hymenoptera; Orussidae
Product: proline-rich extensin-like protein EPR1
Exons: 7
Coding region: 58-2643 (861 amino acids)
Source: RefSeq, a predicted model, not a curated record
CCAGGACCGAUGAAGCCGUUAAAAUUAAAUUUCAAGUAACCCUGUAAAAAGCUUAACAUGUUUUCCCGGGCCGCGAAAUCAGUUGUGAAAACACUAGGGCAGCGAAAAUGUCAUGGCGGAGAUGAUCAGUUAAAGGCAACGGUAAUUAACACAGUUGGAGAAGUUGGUCAUACAUUGUCAAAUUUCCUGAAGUCAUGCACGAAGCUCGAUCACCUGGCGGUUCAAAAUGGCGGGAAAUUUCCGCGUCCCUCAUUGGUCGAAAAUAAACUACCAGCCCAAGAGGCAGAUCUAACCAGGACGCACUCCGAAGGCCACUGCAUUCAAGAUGGCGGACAAAAACAGGGAAAUCUCUUAUCGCACUUUUCCGAGGAAGGGUUAAACACGGAACGAUGGGCAGAAAAGAAACUAGGACAAGAACAUGGAGUCAUGAAUCAGGGAGCCAUGCAAAGCCCCGUCGUUCGGGAUAACUCGAUCCUCGAAUUGUCCGAUAUCGAAGCGGGAACAUCGACGAGCGUCUUGAAAAAUUCACCAGCUCUUCAGGGCCCAGGAAUCGUAAAACAGAAAGCAGCGAACACGAACGGCUUUUCUGAACAGUUGCAGUUGAAGAUUCCGGAAGCAAGAAGGAAUAUGAUACAAAAUUCGCCCUUGACCAAAGUGGUUUUUAGAAGAUGCACUUACAAAUUGGAAGAGCAGAUCAGAGAUUUAUUAUUCCUGGGUCAAAUGAGACAUGGAACGUGCGGACCUACCCUGAUAAGGUCGAAGAUAGGCACAUUGAAUCUGAGAAAUUUCAGUACCGAAGCGAAAUCGAGGGGUUCGAGUGAACUGACAAAAUUGCUGAAGUUGCCCCAAAGAGGGUACGCGUCUCAAAAUAAUGACUGUAAGAGUCCACCGCCCAAGUUUGCACCUUCGAAGUGCCCACGUUCGAAGUCGUCGUGUUCCGAGCCAAAAGAUGAACCUUGUGGACAAGCGAAGCCACCAUGUCCACCUCCAAGGCCACCAUGUCCACCUCCAAAGCCACCUUGUCCGCCGCCGCCAUCUUGUCCGCCACCUUGUCCACCGCCGAAACCACCUUGUCCACCACCGCCGUCAUGUUGUCCACCACCGAAACCACCCUGUCCACCACCUUGUCCACCACCGAAGCCAUCUUGUCCCCCGCCUUGUCCUCCACCUUGCCCUCCACCAAAACCGCCAUCCCGAAAACAAUCUUGCUACAAGCCAAAUUCCUGCCGCCCCGCGAAACAGUGUCCCCCACCUAAACCAACACCUUGCGAAUCGCCUAAACCUUGUCCAGAACCUCCAAAACCUACAUGUUGCCCACCACCUCCACCUCCUCCCGUGCAGAACGUCGUGAAGAUUUGUUUCCAGAAGUGCCCUCCACCACCAAAACUGCCAAAGUUGCCGAAAUGCCCACCUCCACCUUGUUGCCCACCCCCACCGCCUUGUCCUCCUUGUCCCCCACCCUGUCCUCCACCCUCGCCACCUCCUUGUUGUCCACCUCCGCCUCCACCAUGCCCACCCCCACCGCCUCCACCCUGUCCACCACCGAAACCACCUUGUCCACCGCCAAAACCAGCGUGUCCACCUCCACCCUGUCCACCUCCACCAUGUCCACCACCAAAACCGGCGUGUCCACCCCCACCAUGUCCACCACCAAAACCGGCGUGUCCACCCCCACCAUGUCCACCACCUAAACCACCUUGUCCACCGCCAAAACCGGCGUGCCCACCUCCACCCUGUCCACCCCCACCAUGUCCACCACCGAAACCGACUUGUCCACCUCCGUGUCCACCUCCACCUUGUCCACCUCCCCCAUCAAAAUGUUCUUCCCGACCAGCCUCUCAAUCCUGCACCCCCAAAAGACCUCGACACCCUGUCCCCAAAAAAUCGUCAUCGUGUUGCAAGAAGGUGUCCUUCUUCGGGUUCUUCAAGCGCCGGAAAAUGUCCACUUACCACCGACCGACCAAAACGCAGACGCGGAAUUUUCACGCAUCCCUCGCCCUGGCAGCGUCCUUGAAGUCGGGAUCCGAUAACUGCAAGCCAGUGGAGGAAAUUUGCUCCAGUAGAGGGCAGAAGUGCAGCCCCGCCGAGAAUUGUCCUCCACGGAAGAAAGCGUGUGGGGAGUGUGACCCACCCAGAGAAAAGUGCCCAAACAGGAGCAAGGACACCGAAGAGAGGAGGGUGGAAGCCAGGACGAAGAGGGCCAAGAUGUGCCACACGAAAUGUCUUCCUGUGGGCAAGUGCGUUCAACCAAAAGCACAAAAACCACCUCCCAAGAUGGAGUACGGGCCCAUCAUCUGCGAACCACCCAAAUUCGCCCAACCCCCGCCCUGUCCACCUGUCCAGAAGCCCGUGAUUAGAGAUGUCGAUAACGUCAUCGAUCCUGGCCUUUGUCCUCCACCAGAACCUCUGCCCAAACCUCCUUGCGAGCCCCUUGUUCUGUGUCCUUGUCCUCCACCUCCCAAAGUACCCGCUGGGUCCUGUCCCUGUGUGGACAUCCCGAAGGAGCAGGACGAGAUCCCGGGGAAGACGUGUCCUCCGAAACAACCCCAUCCUUGUCCUGCGGAGAGGGUCAUGUAUUGUCCACCAGACCCCAGCAAAUUCUGCAAGAACAAGAAGGACGACAAAAAGAGCAGGACCAAGUAG